Musca vetustissima is the source of this 3372-nucleotide messenger RNA. RefSeq names its product phosphatidylinositide phosphatase SAC2-like. Gene Ontology annotation, cellular component: clathrin-coated endocytic vesicle; early endosome. Gene Ontology annotation, molecular function: phosphatidylinositol-4-phosphate phosphatase activity. The record is from RefSeq and is a predicted model, not a curated record. Gene Ontology annotation, biological process: regulation of endocytic recycling; phosphatidylinositol dephosphorylation. The transcript is spliced from 9 exons. NCBI's taxonomy places the organism in Eukaryota, Metazoa, Arthropoda, Insecta, Diptera, Muscidae.
GAAAUGGAAGUGUUUCAAACAGAUAAUUAUUACAUUUUUGUAAAACGAGAGAAAAGUCUUUGGUGGAAUAGGACAACAUCGGAAUUUGCCAUUAAAGCUGGAUGGGAUCUCUCUUCCGUGGACGAUAUUGAAUGCAUUGGCAUUACACAUGGCAUUGUCGGCGUUAUAUCCCUACCCAAUGUCUAUGAACCGCAUCUUGUGAUAAUUAAGGAGGCUACACCGGUCGGUGUACUUUAUCCACCACAUUUAGUGUAUAAAAUUAAGUCAAUAUGUAUUUUAAGUGCUGAUGAUCCGGACACUAGCCUUACACCAUGUACACGUCAUUCACGAAGUUCCAAUACAACACCAACACAUUCAAGAAAUUCCUCAACAUCAUCGACGUCGAUAGCGAAUGCUAAUAAUGCGAAUGCCAAUUCGGCAACAUCAACGUCGUCGUCACGUACGAAGUUAUUCGAAGGCAAUCAGUUGAUGAACAAAACAUGGGGUGCUGUGAAAAGUGCUGGUACAACUAUAAAGAAUACUACACAGCAAGCGGCGGCCCUGGCCUCAAAUCAAGUUAAGUCAUCGGUGGGUAUACGCGAUCCAUCGAGAAUUGAGAAGCGAAUUACGGAGGAGCUGCACAAGGUAUUCGAUGAUACGGAUAGUUUUUAUUUCUGCUUCGAACAUGAUAUUACAAAUAAUUUGCAACGCCAUCUGCCGACGGGCUCUACAGAUCAGCAGACACCGGAUGAGAGGUUCUUUUGGAAUAUGCAUAUGUUGGAGGCUAUAAUGAAAUUGAAUGUGAGUAGAGAACAAUUUUUCCUAUUGACAGAUCUUUUAUAACAAUUUUUUUUCUUUUUUCAGGACAAAACCUGGAUAUUGCCCAUAAUUCAGGGCUUUGUCCAAGUGGAAACAUGUGUCAUUGGUAAUGAGUGCUUCAAUUUGGCUUUGGUUUCACGACGGUCACGACAUCGUGCCGGGACCCGUUACAAACGACGUGGUGUCGAUGAAAACGGCAAUUGUGCAAAUUAUGUGGAGACCGAACAAAUACUCACUUUCCGUCAUCAUCAAUUGGCGUUUACUCAAGUUCGCGGUUCGGUACCGAUUUAUUGGUCUCAGCCGGGUUAUAAAUAUCGACCACCACCCCGCCUGGAUAGAGGUGAACAAGAGACCCAGGAAGCUUUUGAAAUACAUUUCAAUAAAGAACUCAAUAUCUAUGAGGGUGUGUGUAUUGUAAAUUUGGUCGAACAAAGUGGCAAAGAGAAGCUGAUCGGCGAUGCCUAUGCCAAACAUGUUUUGAAAUAUAACAACGAUCGUAUUGUCUAUAUAACAUUUGAUUUUCACGACUAUUGUCGUGGUAUGCGUUUUGAAAAUGUCUCGGCGUUGGUAGAGGCUUUAGCACCAGAGGCCGGUGCCAUGGGUUUUCAUUGGCGUGAUCAACGUGGUGUUAUAUGCAAUCAGAAAUCAGUGUUUCGUGUCAACUGUAUGGAUUGUUUGGAUCGUACAAAUGUGGUGCAGACCGCUUUGGGUAAAGCAGUAUUAGAAUCGCAAUUAGUUAAAUUGGGUAUGGCUCCGCCAUAUACACCCAUACCGGAGGCUUUGAAAUCGCCAUUUAUGGUGUUGUGGGCCAACAAUGGUGAUAUUAUAAGUCGGCAAUAUGCUGGCACCAAUGCUUUGAAGGGUGAUUACACACGCACAGGUGAACGCAAAAUCAGCGGCAUGAUGAAAGAUGGCAUGAAUUCAGCUAAUCGCUAUUACUUGGCACGUUUUAAGGACAGCUAUCGUCAAGCCACCAUCGAUUUAAUGUUGGGUAAUCUUGUCACCGCUGAAUCUUUAAACGCAUUGGGGGGCCAAGCGGCCCCGGACGACACCGAUGCUUCGGAAGGCGCCGAACACGCAAAAUUGCUUGUGGAGGAUUGUCGUAAAUUGCUAUUGGGUUCAGCACAAUAUCCAGUCGGUGCUUGGGGUCUAAUUGAUGCCGAUCCGGGAUCUGGCGACAUCAAUGAAACCGAAGUCGAUAGCAUACUCCUGUUAACCGAUGAAAGUUAUAUUGUUGCCGAAUAUGAUUCCCAUUUAGAUAAAAUUGUACGUUUUGAAAAGGUGUUAUUGGAAAAUAUUGUCAUGAUUGAGUUGGGCAUGUAUCAACAACAUUCGAAAAUGUUCCAAGGCUCCACACCAGCCAUGCUUUGUUUGCGUAUCAAUUAUACUGUGGAUGGUGUCGAUGGUUACUUCCAUAUGUUUAGAUCGGCAAAUAUACGUUUCUUUAAUAAUAUGGCUUAUCCCAUUAGGACACCGGAGGAAAUAUCUGAAUCAAUGCAAUCGAUUGUGGAAAUGUUUCGUAUAGCUUUGGAUACGGUGGGUCGUUCAGAUGUUAAAUUUAUAACCGGUGGUGUUUUGCAAAGACGCAAAAGUCGAAAUCCUUUAUUGGAAGUACCAAAGGGAAUGCCUCGCAAUCUCUCCGAAUCUCAAUUGCUGCAAAUUAGUUCCAAAGCCUUUUCCAAUGUCGCUGGUCAAUUCUCGAAAUUGGGUCAAACGCUCAAUCCAAACAAAAACAAAACAACGAAUAACGCUCCAAGCACCUCAAACAACAAAACUACUGCUCAAAUAAAUCCCCAAGUAAUGCGUCAAUCACAAUCUUCCAUAGACAAGUGUAUGGAAGCGACAGAAAAGCCCACAUUUACAGUUGGUGGUAAAUCUUCGAAACUCUCCACAAGUGGUUCCGAUUCGGAGGAAAAUGAUAAUAGCAUCUUCGAACCGGAUGUAGAUUCCGAUACUGAGCUGGCUAUAUCGGCUGCAACAAAUUUCAAUUUUAACAACGAUAAUAAUUUUCUACCCUCUGUGGGUAUUGUAAUGGGUAAUGCUGCACAGGAGGCUGUUGAAAUUCAAUCGCCCAACUCAGAUGAUAUGCAACAAUUGCGUGAUAAAGAUAAUGCUGUUAAACAUACGGAAAAUGUCAAUUCAAUUUCGAUUUCAUCGGUGGCCAAUAAUGUGACCCUGCCAACGGGUCUAUUGGAGAAUGCUCCACCGCUAAGACCAAUUACACCGAAUCCACAAAUAUGUAUACAAGAAGAUGUUGCUGCAGCAUCAUCGGCUACGGCUGGCGAAAAUCAAUCAAGAUCAAUGUCACCCAAGGAUCUAAAGCUACCCAUAGAUACGGGUAAACUAAAACAAUUGAAAUCAAUGACCAGUCCACUGUCGAAAAUCGCCAAAGGUGUGCAAAAUAUUGGCAUGAAUUUGGAUCCCAGGAAAAUUGCAAAGACCGGUGUCUUGACACCCACUUCAACCGGCUCCGCUGACAAUACACCGCCCGAACGUAGCCUCAACAACAAGGUGCAAUUAGAGGAAAUGUGGUUGGAACACAAUUGCAAAACCAAAUUAAUAGCUUUGUAAAUU